Messenger RNA from Hyaloperonospora brassicae, 2040 nucleotides. The record is from the annotation of a GenBank genome assembly. NCBI's taxonomy places the organism in Eukaryota, Oomycota, Peronosporomycetes, Peronosporales, Peronosporaceae.
AUGGACCCGCUCGCAGUAAACGCAUUCCGUAUGCGAAGCGACUCACUGUCGAUGCCAAUGUCAAUGGCCAUGAUGGGUACGAGUGGCAGCAACUCGCAAGCAAUGGCAAUGAGUAUUAAUGCCAUGAACGUCUAUAACGUCCCGCAGCGACAACAGCAACAGCAACAUCAACACCAGCAAAUGAUGGUGAGCAUGGGCUCAUCACACCAAAUGAACACGGCCUCUAUGGAGAUGAACAUGGGUCCCACCGCCACAAAAGCAGCCGCACCACCGCUCGUGGAUUCACAGCCGGCAGCGGCGCACGGCCUCUGCGCUGACUGGCGCAUCCAGUUCACGCGUGAGCACCGAGCGAAUCUGAUUGCCAAGAUCUACAACGAGAUGGUACGCGUCUCCGCUGACCCCGUGCCCGGCAUUAAACUCUGGAUGAAUAUGUCGUGGUGCGAGCUGGCGCUGUAUAAAGAGGCACGUACACAGGAAGAAUACAUUGACAAGAUUUUCACGCGCCUCAAGUCGCUGCGUGCACAGCAGACGGACAUGAACGCGGUCAUGGCAGCGCAAACACUACUGAACCAGGGAAUGCUCUCGAGACUGGACUUCUCCUAUUGCAACACGCUUAACCUGAGCCAGCGCGCAAACACCUUUGAUGCACAAGGCGGCCAGGCCGGAGGCUUUCCAGGUCAUACGCUACUUGGUGGGCAGGCUGUUCAGUCUAGUGCCCAGCAGUCUCAGCUGGAAAUGGCGGUAACGGUGGGUGCUGGAGGCAUGUCCACGACCUCGGUAGCACCCAAUGGGACGAACAUCACGCCACGGGUGGAAAAGCCAGAGGGUUCGAUUCCCGGCGAUACCCCGGCGGAGUACUGGCGGCAGCACGCAGCGCUCAAGCUGAAGUACCAUGACGAUGUGAAAAAGGUGCACAGUGCUUUCCAAAAGUACGCGGAUCACAUGAGGAGUCACGAUGAGACGGAACAGAAGAAAAAGCUGCGGUAUCUUCUCAGCUACGUGCAGCUGUGUGCAGAUAUCCUCAAUGAGGACAGGACGACGCAUGCUCCGCGCAAGAUCGAGGAGCUGGACAAGGUGUACAAGUACAUUGUGAAGAUCGUGAACCCGUAUUUGAAAAAGCUGCGUGCGGAGACCGAUAGACGCAGCAUCGACCCCAACGCCGUUGGCGGCAAUCCUGCUGGUAUGAACCCCGCGACGGUGACAAACCCGACGCCCGGUGCCCGUGCAAGUUUGGACGCUGAUUCAGCAUCGGGUGAAACGUGGGGUGUACCAAAUAGCGCGAUGCACGUUGUCCACCGCCAGCAAAGUCAGGUUCAGCCACGUCAGAACUUGGCCUUGCAACAGAAGCAACAGCAAUAUCUCAUGCAGCAGCGUGCGCAGCAGUGCAGCAGCUCCGUCAAGCCCAACCAGUCCCAACUGCCCGCUCAGCAACAGGCCAAUUUACCAAAUUUGCCAAAUGAACGGCAAAACGGUCGGCCUCUGCAUGCCCAACAGACCUCACGUCGGCUAGAGCAGCAGCCACAGCGUGCUCAGCAAGCUCCAAAUACCAGCCGGCAGCAGCUCGGACAGCCCCAACGACACGCUUCGCAGCAGUCACAUCAACCUCGUCAACCGCAUCAGCAGCAGCACCAACGCUUGCCGCAGCGGUCUCAUUCGCAGGAGCCCAAGACCCAGCCAUCAGUGCCACAGCACCAGCAGCAGCAACACCAGACCUUGUCGUCCGUGUCUCGCGCCGAGACUUCCUCUUUGAGCUUUGACGAUACCCUUUACAGAAGAGCGAAUAGCAGAGGUACAUCGCCACUGCCGUCCAGCAUGGGAUCCUCGAGGCCCUCGUCGAAUCUCGUGCACUUCUCCAGUGAUCUAUCGCCAACCAGUUUCUCGAGCAUGGAGUUGCUCGAUAUGGACGGCUUUAUGGCCCGCCACGAGACCAGCUCUACCGCUGGAGAACCCAAGCAGAAGAGCAGUCAAUGUAGUGUCAGAAACAGCGCAAAUGCCGGUAACAAUGGGGACUCGGACCUCAUGUUCAUGGAAGCGCUGUGA